Molecule: messenger RNA, 1020 nt
Organism: Trypanosoma grayi
Lineage: Eukaryota; Euglenozoa; Kinetoplastea; Trypanosomatida; Trypanosomatidae
Product: nuclear lim interactor-interacting factor
Exons: 1
Coding region: 1-1020 (339 amino acids)
Molecular function (GO): phosphoprotein phosphatase activity
Source: RefSeq, a predicted model, not a curated record
AUGUACCGUCAGUGUUGGCGGCGCCUCGGCCGCAGCGCCCCGGGAGCGUGGAACCCGUUGGGGGAGUCGAACCGCCUGCAGCCGCACGCCUUCCCACCAAGCAGGAAGAAGGGCCCCAGCAACAGCAACGUCUUCGCGAGUGGCCAGUCUAGCAUCCACAUGUACGCCAACAAGGAGAACGCGUGGAAGGACUACACCGAUGACCGCUUUUACGGCGCGAGGCGGCUGAAGGAAUACUGGCAGCGCAUGCUGAAGGACCGUGGCAUGCGGUACUAUCUUUUUGGCACCAUAGUUGUGGGGGCUGUGGCGGGAUCGAAGCUAUGGCAAAUGCAGGAGAAACAAAAGAAGGCCUUGGGCCUCAUUGGCCCCAAGAAGAAGGCAUAUCGUAGUCGCCUGACAAUCGUACUGGAUGUCGAUGAAACAAUUAUAUCGUACGGUGACAAGGCGUUUCGCAUGAAAGCGGGCAUGAUACCGCGACCGUACCUGGCGGAGCUGCUGGACUACCUCACUGAGAUCGAUGCAGAGGUUGUGCUGUGGUCGGCGUGCAGCGAGCGGUAUAUGCGGCAGGUGCUCAGCGUUAUCGACCCCGCCGGAAUACGCAUCUCGCAGUACAUUGUACGUCACAGCGAUUGGUUCACGCAGGAUAACUACUACGAGAAGAAUGCCCUCUGGCUGAAGCGCCCGCUAGAGGACACACUUAUUGUGGAGAACCGCCCAUUGAGUGUGCGCAACUGCAACGGCAACGCCAUUCUCGUGGACGACUUUGUUCGAGGUGAGUACAUGGAUACAGGCCAGGACUAUCCCCCCAACGAUCACGCGCUUCGCACACUCAAGUCAAUCAUUCAGGAGCUUCAGGAAUCGGGCCAGUCAGUGCCGCAGUACCUUGCAGACGUUAAACACCGCAAUAAGGAUAUCAAGGAGAUUCCGUGCCAUUUAGCGUUUCGACAGCUGCCAGAUGAAUUGGCGCGUGGUGUCUUCUACUUCGUCGGUGAUAAGUACAAACACGCAAAGCCUGCAUGA